Messenger RNA from Fusarium musae, 402 nucleotides. RefSeq lists its product as uncharacterized. Gene Ontology annotation, molecular function: DNA-binding transcription factor activity. Gene Ontology annotation, biological process: positive regulation of transcription by RNA polymerase II; meiotic cell cycle. Bases 1 to 402 code for a protein of 133 amino acids. The transcript is spliced from 2 exons. Gene Ontology annotation, cellular component: nuclear chromosome. NCBI's taxonomy places the organism in Eukaryota, Fungi, Ascomycota, Sordariomycetes, Hypocreales, Nectriaceae. The record is from RefSeq and is a predicted model, not a curated record.
AUGACCAGACCCCCGAUACCAGCUUGGUCCAGCGAUCCACACAAUUCUGCUAAAGCAGCAAAUUCCCACAGUAAUAAAAAUUCACUCCCACGUCAGAAUGCAUCUCUGCCGAUCAAUCUAUCGCUAUCAGAAGACGAGAGAAGCCCGAACCGCUCGAGUGCCGAGCUGCACAGUCCCAAUUCUGGCAAAGGCUACACAACCGCAGGGGCGAACAGGGAAAACAGUCCUGCAGAUGAGGGUGCCGAUCCCUUGUACGAAUACUUUCCACUGACUGUGGAUGAUUGGAUGCCGCCUGUAGAUGCUGUUUAUCGGCCUCACGUGGUCCAUCACACUAUCAUGCCACCCGAGAUGAAAGCACAACAGCUCAAGAGCAAGGCCAAGCGGUACUUUGCCUCUGACUGA